AUGUCGUUCACCGAUAACCCGCCUCUCCCCUCGACCGACUGGGACAUCCUCAUCACCGGCAGCGGGAUCAAGCAAUCCCUCCUCGCCGUAGCACUAUCCCGCGCCGGCCGAACCGUCCUCCAAAUCGACCACAACGCCUACUACGGCGGCUCCAGCACGGCCUUCUACACCCACUCCGACAUCACCACCUGGACCGCCCGCGUCAACGCCGGGCACGAAGCCGGCUUCUCCCACGCCGAGCUGGUCGGCGGCGUGCUCGGGCGCGGGUUCACCCUGUCGCUGGCGCCGGACUUGGUGUACUGGGACAGCGCGCUGCUGCGGAUGCUGCGCGCGGCGGACAUGGCGGAGUCGUUUUCGUGGCAGGCCGUGGGGAGCUGGUGGGUGUGGUUGACGGAUGAGGAGGUUGCUGUGCCUGCUGCUGCUGCUGCUGCUGCUGCUGCGGGUGGUGGGGGCGGGGCGUUGUUGAUGGAUGCGGGGGUCAAGGCGGCGAAGGCGGUGGCGGCGGGGAAGAAGAGGUGGAAUAAGGGGAGGAAGAAGACGGCGGCGGCGGAGGAGGAGACUGUGGGUGAGGGUGAGGGAGCUGCGGUGGCAGAUCCGCCGCCGCCGCUGCAGGAGGAGGGCGCGACGACGACGCUGAGAAAGAUGGGCGGGUUUAGGGAGGUGGCUUGCACGUUCGAGGACGUGGCGUGGAAAGCACCGCGACAUCUUCACAGAAUACAAAACCAAACCGCUCACAACCCUCCUCACAACCCUCUUCCCCCUCCCCCCUCUGCAACAACCUCCCUCUCCUCCCUCUCGCUCCUCCCCACGCCCCCCGCCACCACCCCGCUGUCCACCGCCCUCCCGGCACUCGCACGCCACUUCCGCUCCCUCGGAAACAUCCCCGACGUCCGCUCCGCCGCCGCACUCACGGUCGCCUACGGCGGCUCCGCGGAGCUGUGUCAGGUCUUUUCGCGCGCUGCUGCUGUCGCGGGGGGCGUCAAUGUGCUCGGCCGCGGUGUCAGUGCGGUUAGGCCCGCGGAGAAGGAGCAGGAGCAGGGGGAAGAGGAAGCGGGGGGGAAGCAGCGGAGGAGGAGGUAUAAAGUGGCGCUGGACAACGGCGAGGAGAUAGGCGUGGACUGGAUCAUUGGCAGUCCCUCGGACCUCCCUUCCACUCCUACUCCGCCUUCCUCCGCCCCGCAACCCACCACCACCGCCACAGAACAACCAACAGCGUUAUACAGAGCAGCCUACAUCCUCACCGCCGACCUGCCCACGCUCUUCCAGAAGAAGUACGCCGACGAGGCCAUCACGCCCGCCGCCGCAGUGCUCAUGGUCCCUGUGGCGGAGGAGGGUGGUGCCGCGGUGCCGGUGUAUAUCCUUGCGCGCUCGUGGGUGACGGGCGAGUGCCCGCGUGGGCAUACGCUCCUCUACGCAUCAACAACCCACAGCUACGCCGCCAUCAGCACUGCCGUGUCGCGGCUGCUACAGAGCCAGGAGGUGCCGCCGGGGGUGUUGCUCUCGCUGUUCUACACCCAGACUCACUUUUCGCCUACAAACACAGGUGAGGAUGCAGAGGGGGUGGUGUAUCUAGCCCCCGAGGAGCCAGGCGUUGUGUUCGAUGACGGCGCCGUGGAGGAGGCGCGGGGGGUGUUUGGUCGGAUUGUUGGCGGGGGCGAGGAAGAGGGGUUCAUGAGGCUGCCCGAGAGCGCGAGGAGACUGUUGGAUGAGAUGGAAGAGGCUUAG
Molecule: messenger RNA, 1725 nt
Organism: Morchella importuna
Lineage: Eukaryota; Fungi; Ascomycota; Pezizomycetes; Pezizales; Morchellaceae
Exons: 5
Coding region: 1-1725 (574 amino acids)
Biological process (GO): protein geranylgeranylation; vesicle-mediated transport; small GTPase-mediated signal transduction
Cellular component (GO): Rab-protein geranylgeranyltransferase complex; cytosol; nucleus
Molecular function (GO): GDP-dissociation inhibitor activity
Source: RefSeq, a predicted model, not a curated record